AUGUCUGCCCCCGACAGCCCCAUCAAGGUCGCCUUCGUCGGCUAUGGCUACACUCACCGCACCUUCCACUUGCCCGCUAUCCUCCUCUGCCCCGAGUUCAUCGUCCACGCUUUUGUGCAGCGGAAGGAGUUCCCCAUCGACAAGCGUACCGGUCUACCGGGUCCGAGCUGCGUCGAUGACUAUCCCAAUGCCAAGCGCUAUGCAUCGAUGGAGGCGAUGCUGAAGGAUGACGAGGUGGAGCUAGUAGUCGUGGUGGUAGCUGGGGAAAGCCACGCUGAGCUCUGCAUUCAAGCGCUUGAGGCUGGCAAGAAUGUCAUUGUCGAGAAGCCGUUCUGCAUGAGCUCUGCCGAGGCGGACAAGGUCCUCGCUGCGGCCGAGAAGAGCGGCAAGCUUCUCAGCGUCUUUCAAAGUCGCCGCUAUGACUCGUGCUUUCGCACCGUCAACAAAAUCGUCAAGUCCGGCGUAUUGGGUACCAUCACGUCUGCACAGAUCCGGUACGACCUCAACAACGCAGCGUGGGCGAGGACAAGCACGGACCCAGGGUAUACUCCGGGCCAAGGCAUCAUGUUUGGCAUCGGCAGCCACAGCAUCGACCAAGCGCUCGAGCUUUUCGGUCUCCCCUCGCAUAUUACCGGCUUCUAUCGGGCACUCCGCGGUAUCGAGAGUAAGACGGACGAUACUUUCAUGAUUGUCAUGCGAUAUGACCACACCCACCCCGAGCUCCAGGUCAUCGUCGGAACCGAGCUCGUCUCGGUCCUCCCGCGGCAGUUGCGCUACUUUGUCCGCGGCCGAGAGGGGUCGUACGUCAAGUUUGGGGAGGAUCCGCAGGAGGAGCAGCGAUCCAAUGGGAUGAAGCUAGGGGAUGAGAGGUUGGGUGUAGAAGAGGAAGACAGGUGGGGCCUUCUCAGUACCAAGACCAAGGUGAAUGAGAACCAGGUAUUGGAGAAGGAGCUGUGGGGCGGGGAUGUCUGGACAGGCAAAGUGGAGAGCGAGACGGGCAGUGGGGCGGACUACUAUCGUGAUCUGGCAAAGGCGCUGCGGGGCAAGGGGCCGUUGGUGGUGGACCCGAAGCAGUCUAGGGAUGGGUUGAGGAUCAUGGAGCUGGCGAGGGAGAGUUACGAUACUGACAGGACCCUGGAGUUCGAUUAG
Dioszegia hungarica is the source of this 1149-nucleotide messenger RNA. RefSeq lists its product as uncharacterized. The transcript is spliced from 3 exons. The coding region runs from base 1 to 1149 and encodes 382 amino acids. The record is from RefSeq and is a predicted model, not a curated record. Lineage: Eukaryota; Fungi; Basidiomycota; Tremellomycetes; Tremellales; Bulleribasidiaceae. Gene Ontology annotation, molecular function: nucleotide binding.